Molecule: messenger RNA, 5102 nt
Organism: Ictidomys tridecemlineatus (thirteen-lined ground squirrel)
Lineage: Eukaryota; Metazoa; Chordata; Mammalia; Rodentia; Sciuridae
Gene: Chst12
Product: carbohydrate sulfotransferase 12
Biological process (GO): carbohydrate biosynthetic process; proteoglycan biosynthetic process
Cellular component (GO): membrane
Molecular function (GO): sulfotransferase activity
Source: RefSeq, a predicted model, not a curated record
CGCGCGGCGGCGGCGGCAGAGGCUGGCGAGGUGAGGAAAGGGGCGCGGGGACGAGCCCCUAAGUGUUCACAUGAAAACUUCUGCACCAAUCAUCUUGUAGAAGUCUGUGAGAGCUGGACCAUGGACCACUGUAUUCUUUUUUGAGGGGGUUCGUCCAUUAGCGCCAUGCCCGAUGUCUCCAUGAAGCUGAAGUGAGGGGUCCAGCUGCGGGCCCAGCCCUGGCCAGGGCAGCAUGACCAAGCCCCGGCUCUUCCGGCUGUGGCUGGUGCUGGGUUCCGUCCUCAUGAUCCUGCUCAUCAUCGUGUACUGGGACAACGUGGGCACUGCCCACUUCUACCUGCAUACAUCUUUGUCUAGGCCGCAUACCCUGGAAUCCCUGCCCACCCCCGGACAGCAGGAGGAGAAGGAGUUUGCAUCUGAUGUGGAUGAGUUUUUGGAUAAGCUCCUAAGUUCCGGCUCGAAGCAGAAAGACCUUUCCAGGAAAAAGACGGAGCAGUCCUUGCUGGCCUCUGGCAAGCCGGCGUUGAGCCACCUGGAGGAGAGUGUGCGGGGCUACGACUGGUCCCCCCAUGAUGCCCAGCAGAGCGCCGACCAGGGCCAGCAGCAGGCCGAGAGAAGGAGUGUGCUGCGGGACUUCUGCGCCAACUCCAGCCUGGCCUUCCCCACCAAGGAGCGCUCCUUCGAUGACAUCCCCAACUAUGAGCUGAACCACCUCAUCGUGGACGACCGCCACGGGGUCAUCUACUGCUACGUGCCCAAGGUGGCCUGCACCAACUGGAAGCGCAUGAUGAUCGUGCUGAGCGAGAGCCUGCUGGACGGCGGCGCGCCCUACCGCGACCCGCUGGACAUCCCGCGCGAACACGUGCACAACUCCAGCACCCACCUGACCUUCAACAAGUUCUGGCGCCGCUACGGCAAGUUCUCCCGCCACCUCAUGAAGAUCAAGCUGAAGAAGUACACCAAGUUCCUGUUCGUGCGCGACCCCUUCGUGCGCCUCAUCUCGGCCUUCCGCAGCAAGUUCGAGCUGGAGAACGACGAGUUCUACCGCAAGUUCGCGGUGCCCAUGCUGAGGCUGUACGCCAACCACACCAGCCUGCCCGCCUCGGUCAGCGAGGCCUUCAGCGCCGGCCUCAAGGUGUCCUUCGCCAACUUCAUCCAGUACUUGCUGGACCCCCACACCGAGAAGCUGGCGCCCUUCAACGAGCACUGGCGGCAGGUGUACCGCCUGUGCCACCCGUGCCAGAUAGACUACGACUUCGUGGGGAAGCUGGAGACCCUGGACGAGGACGCCGCCCAGCUCCUGAGGCUCCUCAAGGUGGACACGCGGCUCCACUUCCCCCCGAGUUACCGGAACAGAACUGCCAGCAGCUGGGAGGAGGACUGGUUUGCCAAGAUCCCCCUGGCCUGGAGGCAGCAGCUCUACAAACUCUACGAGGCCGACUUUGUGCUCUUCGGCUACCCCAAGCCCGAAAACCUGCUCAGAGACUGAGCCCCUGCCUGAAGGUGCGCUCCUUCAGCUCCUUCAAACUGAGCAAGGGUCGCAGGGCGUCUCCUGAGGACAGGGCUGUCCCGGGUUUUCCUCCCAGUUUGAUGCAGUCGGAAAUGCCACGCGCUCCCCUGGGGAGACCGCCGGGGGAAUCUGGGCCGCAGCACACACACUCCAGUUUUUUUUUUUAAAUAACCCAUGGUUUUGCAAUCCGGACUCAUUGUUUACUCCACAGCCUGUAUUCAUUGAGCACUGUUAAUACUGUUUUGUAAGAUUAAUAUAUUUCAGAUAUUUAAUAUGAAAGUGGGAGGAAGCUGGAGUAAAGCGUGGCACCUGCGCUCUCACUAAUCUCGUGGUUUUUCAGAUCUGGAAACACAUGCAAAGUGGGGCCUGGUGGUCAAGGGGCUCCAGACCUACACACUGCGAUGGAGGAGGGAGGCGGGAGGCAUCUUAAGCGUCUUCAGUGGAGAAAAGGCACCUAAACUUGAAGUUGGGCUGUUUAAGUCAGGUUUUUGUUACUAUAACAAAAUCCCCAAGGCGGAGUAAUUUCAUAAAUAAAAGAGGUUUGUUGCCUCACAGUUUGUAGGUUCAAGGGCCUGGUGCUGGCAUCAGCUUGGCUCUGGUGAGGAUCUAGGGCAGGUGGCAGUGAAGGGACUGUGUGUGAGAGGGAGAGAUUGUAUCAGCAGACAGGAGGCCAGAGCCCAACAGGAUCACAGCCUCAUCUGAGGUUUCACCCACUCAACCUAAGGACCUCCCUCACCCAGACCUACCUGACCAAACCCAGCACAUGGACCUCCGUCAUCACACCCACUCCCAUACUGUAGCACAGGCCUUGCCUGUUUUUGUAGAAGGGCAGCAGACAAAUCCGUCCAGGGUGAAAGCCUUUUACUAAGUGAUGUAUUUGAGCAACCAGAUCUUUCAGGCUUUCUGUUGAGAGGGGUCAUGGGUAAACCGUCUUCGGGUCAGAGUCACAGAGGAAAGCCCUUCUCACUGCAGCCCUCCCUUUAACCCAAGUUCAGUCGUGGCUGUCAGGAUUUGCAGCCAGCAGGGAUGGUGUGCACUGGAGGUUGUCCCUGGGACACGUUUUCUGUGGUGUCCAGCAUUACUGAGGAGAGCUCAGGUGCCACCGUCUUGCAGCCUGGGAGCUUUAGCUCCAGUGCUGUUCACCCUCAAGGACAUGCCUGACUUUGAAUGUGCAGGUCUGAAGGACCCAGCUGGGUGGGAGCCCCAGAGAGCUGAACAAGGAGGCUUGUUCAGCAUCCGGCUCACGCUCCUGGGCAGUUUUAGUUUGCGACCUGCAACACAGGCAUCUGGGUCUGUGCUGCAGCAGCACAUUGGUCUUUUCCUUCCAUCUAGGGAUUGGUCAUUGCCUCCCAGUCCCUGGAGAGCUGGCACUGCUCAGUGGGGCACCAUCUGCAUCUGCCUAGGCCCAGAGGGACGAAAUCCUUGGAGGUUGUGGCUGCUGGGUGCCCUCAGCUCUGCCUCCACAGUGUCACCCAGCUUCCUUUAGAAGCAUCUUUUCUUUUUAAACAGCAGCAGAUGUGUCGAGCAGUCCAAUGCUAGGCAACUUCUGAGUAGCCCCAUGUCGGCACCUGCUGGGUACCCUGCUCACCACAGAGUUGUCUCUGGUGCCUGGUAAGCAGGGCACCAUGCCUAUGGACAAGUCAGCUGCUAAUUGUGCCUUCAAGCCCUGUGGUGAGGUGGGAAUCUUCUGCUGCCAGGCCAAAAGUUGAUCCCCUUUGGGGACAGUGCACAGAGGAGCACAAGGCUUCCUGCAGAAGGCGCACUUGGGCCAGGCCUGUCAGAGGGUGAGGUUUUGACUCUUGAGGUGGAGCGCAGAGCAUCAGGAAAUGUGGGGCUUAUCAGGGGAAUAGAGAGGGUGGCACAAGCUCUACAGUUAAGUGUGGACCACAUAUUGCCUCAUCUCUGCUCUGACACCCACAUAUCCUUGGCAUAUUUCUCUAGGGAGGAAAGAGGUGGAGCCAGCCACGGUGGGUGGUGCACACCUGUAACCCCAGUGACACAGGAGGCUAAGGCAGGAAGAUCACAAGUUUGAGGCCAGCCUCAGCAACUGGGAUUUAGCUCAGAAGUAAAGAGCCCCCAAGUUCAAUCCUUUGUGCCACAAAAAAAAAAGAAAAAAGAAACAGGAUGUGGGUCUAGUUUUGACCCCAGGGCCUGUCACAUGGCCACCACCCUGCCAGGAUGGGAUGGGGUCACAGAUGCUCUAGAGGUCAGGUGGUCCAGUGUGACGUCUGCUUCUUGACCGUCAGGCCAGGAGCCGAGGUUUCAUUGGUAGAUGGCUGCCACAAAUAUUGAUGUUUUGGACAGAGGAAGUUGGGUGCUUUGGGAAGGCCAGUGCUGUGUGAGUAAGGGGAGUGAAGGCAGAGGGGGGCCUGAGAGGCAGGGAGAUAGGUCAAGAGGCCACUGCAGCUGCCCACAGAGAGGGUGCUGGACCCAGCGGAGCUGACCGAUGGGCAAAGGUGCAGCCUGAGGUCACCAGCCUGCAAACCCUGGAGACGGGAGCACAGAGCCUGCGAGAGGGGCAGCACCUUUUCCUCUCUGUGUCGGUGAGGAACAGGGCAGGAGGAUCCAGAGCUACCUCGUUCACUGCUUCCCGUGUUCUGGGGUACCAGCAGGUGCAUAGGAGGACCCCUCAGGCCUGCUACUCUACCCUCUGGUGUGGGAGAGGCAAAAGCAGGUGGCCCUGGAGAGUGUGGCAGGGACCGUCGGCUCUUUUCUUACAAUUGUUUUCAUUUGAUAAAAUUCACAACACAUAAAAUCCAGUAUUUCGACUAUUUUUAAGCACAUUCACUUGUGCUGCCCACAGACUCAUAUUCCCAGCCUAAUGACUGUCCCUGUUCAACACUGCCUCCCUCAGCCCCCACCCCCAGGCCCUGGCUCCCACCAUCUCCGUCCUGUCUACAGGGCUUUGACAAUUCUAGGGAUUUCAGAGAGGUGGACUCCUACAAUGUUUGUCCUUUUGUGAUUGACUGAUUUCACUUUCCAUCAUGUCCUCAAAGUUCAUUGUGUUGUAGCACACAUCAGAAUGUCUUUCCUUCUUGAAGCCAAAUAACAAAAUGCUCUGUUGUGUGAUGGAUCACAUUUAUUAUCAUUUUUCACAGUAUUGGAGAUUGAACCUAGGAGCACGUACAUGCCAGGUGAGUGCUCUACACUGAGCUACAUCCCAGGCUACUUUAUUUUUAUUUUGAGACAGAGUCUUGCUAAGUUGCCCAGGCUGGCCUUGAACUUGGGAUCCUCCUGCCUUGUCCUCUGGAGUAGCUGGAAUUACCACUGUGCCCAGAUAAUGACCACAUUUUGAUCAUCCACUUAUCUGUCUGAUCUUGGGUUGUGUUCAUCUUUUGUGAAUAAUGCAGCUAUGAACAGGGGUGUGCAAAUAUCUGAGUCCCUGCUUUGGAUUCUUCUGGGUCUAUAGGAGUGGAAUUUCCAGGUCCUAACUGACCUGCUAACUUUUUAUAAACUGAGUCAUUGUGGGAAACACAAAGAAUGUGUUCAAUUGGACUGACUGAUAUGUUUGUAUUGCAAAUUAUAUGUCACAGUUUUAGGGUGAGUUGAGAACAUUCUGGGGAAAAAAAACAAGAUUAUAUUUGUGCCAGUU